CGCCGCAUAUGGUAGAUAGAAAGCGUAUAAGGGAAAGCUGUGUGUUUUUCUGGGAGAAAUUUUUUUAAACCAAUUACAUUAUAUAUCUAUAAUAUGUAAUGGCAAAUAAAGAGAUUGUGGAAAAGGUCCUGAAGUUUAAACAGCGCCUGAAAGAAACCAGCGAUUCUCAAAAGGUAAUGAAAAUACUGAAGAGACUGAAGGAAUUGAAAAUCACACUCCGUAUCCUUGCGGACACUGGAAUUGGAAAAGCUGUUAAUGGAUUUCGGAAACAUGAAGUUGUUGGGGAUCUUGCCAAAGCAUUAGUCAAUCAUUGGAAGCAGAUGGUUCCUAAAAAUGAUAACUGUGUUGAUGUAAAAGAUGAAAAUACAAAGAAACCUUGUAAGAAGGAACAGCUGGUGCCACAGGACGGCAAUUCCAGAGCCUGUGGCGGUCCUCACAAUAAGGACAUUGCUUUGGCUGAAACCAAAAUGACAGAGACUAAAAGGAGUUUGAAGAGCACAAAAGAGAAUGAAGGUUUGAAAAAAGUUCAGUCUAAAAAAAAAUUGGCAGACCAUAAACUCCAGGAUCACGAUUCUAGAAGGGCUGAGCAACUUCAACAAGGAAAUACAAAGGAAGACCAUGUUCAUGGCCAUGUAAACCAGAAGUCUAUUUCCAUCCAGGAAAAAGAAGAUACUAGGAGCUGUGACCAUGAAAAUUAUGAAAAGGGUAAUAAAUCUAAGCACAAAGUGAAAUCCAAAGUGCCCCCAUACUGUUCUAAAGUAAAUGCUAAUUCAGUCUCAUCAAGAGAGAGCGAAACAAAGCAAAUAACAGAAGUGUGUCCUGGCAGUAGCAAACCAAAUAACCGAUUAGGAAAACAAGCGGCAUUUGAUUUGAAAAAUCAGAAGAAUACAAAAGCUGAAAAAAUUAAAGAUUCACUAUCGGAGAGAACAGUAGUGAAAAAAAGUCAUGAUGAGUUUGAGGUGCCUACAAUGUCUUUCGAGUCAUAUUUAACCUAUGAUCAGAAUUCAGUUCCACAAAAGCGAAGAAAACGAACAUCGGUUACAAAAAAAUGUGAGAGAAUGCAUAAAUCUUGUGUCAAUAAAUCAUGUCCAACUGGGACGGAAGAUGGUGAGAAACAGACCCUGCCUGAAAAAGAGCUUUGUGAACGGUCUCCUAAAAAGAUUAAGCCUGGGUCACUAAUGGAUUUGUUAAAUAUUCCUUUACCAACUUUCCUGCCAGACUGUUCAGUAACCUCUCCACCUCAUCUAGAGAAAUUGCCAGAGGCAGCUCCACGCAUUGCUGAAGUACCUCCUGUGUUUACAGGACAGAGACUAAAUUCUAAAAUGCAGGUUUACUCUGGUGCAAAGACCACCUUUUUGUCAAGUAUGAUGACUUUGUAUCAACAAUGUAUACGUGUGCUUCAAAAUAACAUUGAUUCACUCAGUGAGACAGGAGGAGUGCCCUUUGAAAUCCUUGAGCCAGUGCUUGACCGUUGUACACCACAACAGUUAUACAGAAUUGAAGAAUACAACCCUGUUUAUAUUGGUGAAACUGAUGAUUUAUGGAUGAAGCACUGUCAAAAAGAAUUCAAAAAUUUUCAGCUUGAUGAAUAUGAAUCCUGGAGAGAAAUGUAUUUAAGGCUGCUAGCAGAAAGAGAGCAAAAGUUUAAGUUUCUGACAAAAACCAUUGCUUCUGCCCAUUCUGGAAAGCCACAAGGUAGAAAGGUGAAACUGGCUUUUGUUAAUUCUAUUGCCAAACCACCCAGGGAGGUACGUCGGCAACAGGAAAUCCGUGGCACUGCAGGGUCACUACAUCCACAGCAGUCUCUUGAGAGACAAAGAUCUUCAGAAAAUAAAGGAAAAUGUAACUCCUAUGAAUCACAGAAGUUCAGUAAGGACCAUGUCAGCCCACCAAAUACAAGGGCAAGUCAGGAUCCAAAGAAGUUUGUUAGGAAAAUUGCACCAAUGAUGGCAAAGUCUUUAAGAGCCUUCAGGAGCAGAGUUGGGCGACGGUAGUUUAAAAGCAGAAAUUUGUCAUCCUGUUCAAUCAACACACCGAGCCUGUAUCGGAAUAUUCCAGUAAUGUUCAAUUAUUGAUAUUCGAGGGGGUUUGAACCAUUUGUUGUACAAAUCCAUCUAGAAGUUCUGCAUGUAUUCUGAAUAUUUAACUUUUAAAGAAUCCAAAAAUCUGCCAAGAAGGUGACUGAUUUUUCAGCUUGUAGUUUUUGUAGUAGCUCAGUGCAGUAUUUGCCAAAUGCCAGCGUUCUGAUUUUUGUUUUCCUCUUUUUGCUUGUUACUGUUGUGUAAAUUCAAUUAAACUUGUUUUUGCUGGCAAAAGGCCAUGCAAAUAAACAUU
Molecule: messenger RNA, 2334 nt
Organism: Erpetoichthys calabaricus (reedfish)
Lineage: Eukaryota; Metazoa; Chordata; Cladistia; Polypteriformes; Polypteridae
Gene: eloal
Product: elongin A, like
Exons: 11
Coding region: 99-1994 (631 amino acids)
Biological process (GO): transcription elongation by RNA polymerase II
Cellular component (GO): elongin complex; nucleus
Source: RefSeq, a predicted model, not a curated record